This is a messenger RNA of Sorex araneus (European shrew), 1203 nucleotides long. RefSeq names its product bombesin receptor subtype 3 (gene BRS3). The record is from RefSeq and is a predicted model, not a curated record. Bases 1 to 1203 code for a protein of 400 amino acids. Gene Ontology annotation, cellular component: membrane. Lineage: Eukaryota; Metazoa; Chordata; Mammalia; Eulipotyphla; Soricidae. Gene Ontology annotation, molecular function: bombesin receptor activity. Gene Ontology annotation, biological process: bombesin receptor signaling pathway. The transcript is spliced from 3 exons.
AUGUCUCACAGAGAGACUCUGUCACCAAAUCCGACUUUUAUUCCAAUCACAGGUGACACUGAAUCCUCAUCAGGCACUUUGAUUCCGGAUGAGAAUACAAGUAAGAGACGGGCCGGAGACAACUUCCCAGGAAUAGAAGCAUUAUGUGCUAUCUAUUCCACUUAUGCUCUGCUGAUUUCAGUGGGCAUCCUCGGAAAUGUUAUUCUCAUCAAAGUCUUUUUCAAGUCCAAAGCCAUGCAAACAGUGCCAAAUAUUUUCAUCACUAGCCUGGCUUUUGGAGAUCUUUUACUUCUGCUCACUUGUGUACCUGUGGACGUAACCCACUACCUUUCCGAAGGAUGGAUGUUCGGGAAAACUGGCUGCAAGGCACUCUCUUACAUCCGGAUCACUUCUGUUGGUGUGUCGGUGUUCACCUUAACGAUUCUCAGCGCUGACAGAUACAAGGCAGUUGUAAAGCCUCUGAAUCGACAGCCCUCCAAUGCACUCCUGAAGACCUGUGUUAAAGCUGCUUCUGUCUGGAUCUCAUCGAUGAUAAUUGCUUUGCCUGAGGCUAUCUUUUCAGAUGUCCAUACUUUCCUUGAUCCCGCCACAAACACAACAUAUGAGGCCUGUACCACUUUCCCGGCUUCUGAGAGGCAGCUGCAGAAGACCCACUCUCUGCUGGGCUUCCUAAUUUUCUACAUCAUUCCACUCUCUAUUAUCUCUGUCUAUUACUCGCUGAUUGCUAAGACCCUUUACAAGAGCACCCUGAACAUCCCUACGGAGGAACAAGGACAUGCCCGAAAGCAGAUCGAAUCCCGGAAGAGAAUUGCCAAAACGGUGCUUGUGCUCGUGGCUCUGUUCGCGUUCUGCUGGUUGCCCAAUCAUGUCCUGUAUCUCUACACUUCAUUCAGCGACACAGCCUAUGGUGAUCCCGCUGCGAUCAAUCUCACGAUCACCAUUUUCUCCCGGGUUCUGGCUUUCAGCAAUUCUUGUGUAAACCCCUUUGCUCUUUAUUGGCUGAGCAAAACCUUCCAGGAGCAUUUUAAAGCUCAGCUGUUCUGUUGCAAGGUCAAGGUGCACGACCCUCCUACUAAUGACACCGCUUCUAAUAAUCUUUCUGUGGUGGGAGGGAGUCCAGAGGCUGGGAACAUCCAGAUGUCUGAGAUUAGUGUGACCGUGUUCUCUGGGUGCAGUGUGAAGACGGAAGAGGACAAAGUUUAG